This is a messenger RNA of Spirometra erinaceieuropaei, 4175 nucleotides long. The record is from the annotation of a GenBank genome assembly. NCBI's taxonomy places the organism in Eukaryota, Metazoa, Platyhelminthes, Cestoda, Diphyllobothriidea, Diphyllobothriidae.
AUGGCUGACGAGUACGCAGACUUGAAGCUGAUGUUGCAGCAGCAGCUGAAGCUGAUGGAGGCUCUGACCGUCGAGCUAUCCAAUUCAUCCAUGGGCCAAUCAAGCGCGGCUGGUGGUUCACAAUCUGUUGAUCACAUUGCUGACAGCAUCACUGAAUUCCUGUAUGACCCGCAGGCCCAUAUCACCUUUGAGUCCUGGUACAAACGAUACGAGGACUUGUUCUCUGUCGAUCUGGCUGCCCAGGACGAUGCAUGGAAGGUUCGACUCCUUCUUCGCAAACUGGGUGCGGCUGAACACGAGCGUUAUGCAAACUUCAUCCUCCCCAAGAAUCCCCGAGAGGUCGCUUUCAAGGACACGGUUGAGACGUUGUCGCAGAUUUUUGGUGAGCAAUCAUCCCUCUUCAACACUCGAUUUCAGUGUCUGCAACUGUGCAAACGAGAUUCCGAUGAUUUCAUCACAUAUAUGCGGGCAUUGUUAAUCGUGAGUGUGGGCGUUUCCAACUCGGUUCUCUCACUGAAGACCAGUUUAAAUGCCUUAUAUUUAUCUGCGGCCUCCAGCCCCCCAAGGAUGCUGAUAUCCGGACACGUCUCCUGUCCAAAGUGCAGCAGAACAACUCUACCACACUCCAAGAGCUGGCAGCAGAGUGCCAAACGCUGAUCAAUCUCAAGCACGACUCUGCAAUGAUUCAGAACCCGGCCUCAUCUUUCUCAGUCCAUACGGUCACAUCGACCAAAUCGCAUCCUGUUACACGGCCCAAGCAAGUGUCCAAGUCGAGAUCUCCUCCAUCUCCUUGUCGGCACUGUGGCGCGUGGCAUUUCCACCGGGAUUGCACAUUCCGCCAGCAUCGCUGCCAAAGCUGUAAUCAGGUGGGACACCGCGAUGGGUUCUGCAAAUCAGUACCAGCUUCUGGAGGCAAGCCAGCCCCCGCCACUCCUAAUUCCAGGCACCGUUUCCGGCCAAAACGCAAGCCCAAACCCCAGUCCGUUGGUAAUUCUCUGAGUCUCUUGGCCGCUUUCCAGCUCAAUGCGUCUGGUCGUAGAAAAUUUGUUGAUGUCUUGCUCAAUGGCCAUGCAGUUCGUCUACAGUUGGACACUGCCUCAGAUAUCACCAUCAUCUCUGAGAGACUCUGGCAGUCCCUUGGCAGUCCCACGAUGCAGCCGACUUCCCAGUCCGCCACAAGCGCGUGCGGUGGUCUCGUACAGCUAGUUGGGCAGCUGCAAUGCUGUGUGUCGUUCCGCGGUACCAGCAUCACUGCGAUCUGCUACAUCACCAAGUCUGAUCUAAACCUACUUGGCCUCGACUGGAUUGAACAACUUGGGUUGGCCGAUAUGCCGCUUCGCGUUGUUUGCAGUCAGGUGCAGAUUCCCGCUGUGCUUGCAGACCAAGCCAAGGACAUUCUCCAACGCUUUGCUCCAGUGUUCCAAGACGGCCUGGGUCGUUGCACAUACACUCAAGCCGUGCUACAUCUGUCUCCUGGAAGUCAACCAGUCUUCAGUCCAAAGCGACCAGUCCCAUAUGCAGCCCUACCACUUGUCGAGGCUGAACUGAAGCGUCUAGAGGAAUUGGGAGUUCUGGUUCCUGUAUCCUACUCCGCCUGGGCCGCUCCAAUCGUUGUGGUUAAGAAGCCCAAUGGCUCGGUCCGCAUUUGUGCUGACUUCUCCACCGGUCUCAAUGCCGCGCUGAUGCCGAACUGCUAUCUAUUACCGGUUCCGGCUGAUCUUUUCACCCUGCUGAAUGGUGACACUUGCUUUGCCAAGUUGGAUCUUGCUGACGCGUAUCUGCAGAUCGAGGUCGCCCCAGAGUCGCGCGAAUUGUUGACCAUCAAUACCCACCGCGGUCUGUUCCAAUACACCAGGCUGCCCUUUGGUGUCAAGACCGCCCCGGCCCUAUUUCAACAAACGAUGAACGUAAUGCUCUCCGGCAUCCCUGGCACAGCUGGGUACCUGGACGACAUCAUCAUCGUGGGUCGCUCCCCUGCCGAGCUGCAAGACCGAGUGUGCGCAGUACUCGAACGCAUGCAGGAGUAUGGCUUUCGCCUACGGGCCGAGAAGUGCCAAUUCUUCCUCGACUCCAUCAAGUACCUUGGAUUCGUUUUUGACGCCAAUGGUCGCCAGCCAGAUCCUGACAACAUUCGGGCCAUCCAACGGAUGCCUGCCCCCAAGAAUGUAUCGCAACUUCGUUCGUUCCUUGGCCUGAUCAGCUACUAUAGCGCCUUCCUACCAUCGCUGCAUGACGUACGGGUCCCGCUCAACCGUCUGUUGCAGAAGGAUGCUCCUUGGUGCUGGUCCCCCGACUGUGAAAAGGCCUUCGCCCAGCUAAAGUCGAUGCUGAGUUCAGAUCUGUUGCUCACGCACUACGACCCGACGCUGCCGAUCGUUGUUGCUGCAGAUGCUUCCAACCACGGAGUUGGUGCCGUCAUCUCACAUACUUUUCCUGAUGGGUCUGAAAAGGCGAUCAUGCAUGCAUUUCGCACGCUAACCCCUGCGGAGAAGAACUAUGGGCAAAUAGAGAAAGAAGCUCUAGCCCUCGUGUUUGCCGUCAAGAAAUUUCACAAACUGUUGUACGGUCGCCACUUCACGUUGUUGACGGAUCACAAACCAUUGCUGUCAAUCUUCGGUUCGAAGAAGGGCAUUCCCGUCUACUCAGCCAGCCGACUUCAGCGAUGGGCAACCAUCCUUCUUGGCUACGAUUUCGACAUUCGCUACUGUCGUACUACAGACUUUGGUCAGGCUGACGCCCUUUCUCGCCUCAUCAGCAAUCAGCAGGAACCGGAGGAAGAUACCGUGAUUGCAGCUAUUUCGAUUGAGGACGGUGUGCACCGUCAGCUAUCAGACGCCAUAUGAGGUAUCCCUGUCACUGCCGCGGACAUCCGACGUGCUACUGAACAGGAUCCUGUCCUCCGCCAGGCCAUCACCUACGUGCAGACCUGCUGGCCAACCACUGCUCUCGCUGGCGAUCUUCGCCAGCUCUUCCUCCGCCGAGCAUCGCUAUCUGUGGUUGACUCCUGCCUCAUGUUUGCAGACCGUGUGGUGAUCCCAUCUUCCCUCCGACCCACUGUACUACGCCAGUUCCAUGCGGCUCAUCCUGGUGCCAGCCGAAUGAAGUCUAUGGCUCGCAGUUUUGCCUACUGGCCGGGUAUCGACGGCGACAUCGACGACCUGGUUCGACGCUGUUCUCGAUGUCAGCAAGCUGCCAAGAUGCCGCCUCGUCAACCUCCAAUACCCUGGCAACCACCGGAGAGGCCUUGGUCACGUGUGCAUAUCGAUUUCGCUGGCCCACUUAACGGAGUCUCCUACCUAAUCUUGGUUGACGCCAACUCGAAAUGGCCCAAGAUUGCUCCGCUGAAUCCAGCAACCGCAUCUGCCACUAUCGCCUUCCUACGACGCAUCUUUAGCCAGCAUGGCUUACCAGAAGUCCUGGUUUCAGAUAAUGGUUCUCAGUUUAUCUCGUCGACGUUUGAAGAUUUCUGCCGCCAGCACAACAUCCAGCAUCUUCGCUCCCCGCCCUACCAUCCUCAGUCUAACGGUCAGCCGGAGCGUUUUGUCGACACGUUUAAGAGAGCCCUUUUGAAAGCUCGUGGGGAGGGGACCACGGAAGAGAUAGUCCAGGCGUUCCUGUUUUCCUACAGGACAACACCGAACCCGGCGUCCCCUGGUGGCGUUUCUCCUGCCGAAGCGUUGAUGGGCCGAAAACUGCGGACAACAUUUCAUGCACUCGUCCCUACCGGUGCGCAGCCCGCGCAGACUUCUUCAGUUUCUCGCAGUAAGCUCUCCAUCGGAACACCUGUCUUCGUUCGUGAUUAUCGAGCGGGGUUCCCAGACUGGAUUGAAGCAACCGUAGUAUCGCACAGAGGCAGUAUGUUGUUUGACGUCGACGUUGGUGAUGACAUCUGGGUUCGCCACCACAACCAGAUCCGACGGCGACAUUGCAGUAACAUAACUGGGCUCGAUUCGGCGCCGUCACUCUCUCUCGACAUCCUACUGGAUACCUUCGCCAUUGCGGCAGAUCAGUCGGUUCCCGAACCCACUUCUGCGCCCCCUUCGGAUAUACCAUCUUCGGUAUCAGUUACCGCUCCCGUAUCUCCGGGCAUUAAACCACGACUAAGACGCCGGACCAACCGCGUGCGCCGAUCAACACGUCUGAUGCAGGUAAACCCACGCCAGAAGCGGUACUGA